Messenger RNA from Colletotrichum karsti, 480 nucleotides. RefSeq names its product ribose 5-phosphate isomerase. The transcript is spliced from 2 exons. Lineage: Eukaryota; Fungi; Ascomycota; Sordariomycetes; Glomerellales; Glomerellaceae. Gene Ontology annotation, cellular component: intracellular anatomical structure. The coding region runs from base 1 to 480 and encodes 159 amino acids. Gene Ontology annotation, biological process: carbohydrate metabolic process. The record is from RefSeq and is a predicted model, not a curated record. Gene Ontology annotation, molecular function: isomerase activity.
AUGGGCAGCAACCCCACUCAGAAGUACCGUAUUGUUGUUGGAUGCGACGAGGCCGGAAUCGGCUACAAGGAUGCGAUUAAGGCAGACUUUGAGAAAGAUGCCAGGGUAGAGUUCGUCGAAGAUGUCGGAAGCUACGAGGGAACCGACAAGACAGCCUACCCCCACAGAGCAGCGGCGGCAGCCCAGAAGGUGGCCGAGGGAAAGGCUGAUCGUGCCCUGCUGAUCUGCGGUACGGGUCUCGGCAUGGCUAUUGCAGCCAACAAAGUCAAGGGUAUCAGAGCCGUUACCGCACACGACAGCUUCAGUGUGGAGAGAUCGAUUCUCAGCAACGAUGCCCAGGUCCUGUGUAUGGGACAAAGAGUCAUCGGCGUUGAGCUCGCCCGGCGACUAGCCAAGGAAUGGCUCAGCUACCACUUUGACCCCCAGAGUGGCAGCGCCGAAAAGGUUCGUGUAAUUAACAGCCUCGAAGCUUCGGCCUAG